Molecule: messenger RNA, 6444 nt
Organism: Coregonus clupeaformis (lake whitefish)
Lineage: Eukaryota; Metazoa; Chordata; Actinopteri; Salmoniformes; Salmonidae
Product: tyrosine-protein kinase ABL2
Exons: 10
Coding region: 582-4154 (1190 amino acids)
Biological process (GO): regulation of apoptotic process; protein phosphorylation
Molecular function (GO): protein binding; ATP binding; non-membrane spanning protein tyrosine kinase activity
Source: RefSeq, a predicted model, not a curated record
AACAGAGGUGUUUCGGCCCUCCAGGACCGGAAUUGAAGAACCCUGGGGUAGAGGGUCAAUGAUGUAUAUAAUCAUUGGUUGGUCCUCGGGCUGUCCGUCUAGUGGCUCUGAGGUCCUUGUAACGUUGGGGACGGUAAAGAAUCAAUGUGAUCUGGUGAGUGUGGUGAAAUCCUCUUGCUAAAUAGUAAACUCUAUUCUGCGGUAAAGAUGGCGGCGGCAGAAGGGGCGCGCAGUGGUCGGAGCACGGCGAAACGACCCUGAAGGGUUCAUAUUUCGUAGAAACUCGGACGUGGGGGACUGAACAUUCCUGCCACGAGAUCCCACGGACCGUUGGCAGAGAGUUUUCAGUGACUUUUGCUUUAUUGUUUGAGGCAAGGUGGGUGGAUUUCACACCGAUACUAGCUAUCGAGCUAACAGCUAACGUUAGCGAGAUAGCAAGCUAGCUAGCUAGGAGUCGGUUGGAGAAAAGGGUGUUGAGGAAGACUAUUCGGAACAGGCCGCUCCAUAGUUGGGUGAUGUGAAUCAGGAGUGUGUAGGGUUGGCUAGCUUCGUCCCGAACAUCUUUACACUGAACUGCGGGGAUGGGACAACAGGUAGGCCGCGUCGGUGAGGGGGCUUCGACAGGACUCCAACCGCCACCACCGCAACAACACCCGGGCAAGGGGAACAGGGGAAGCACAGGGAGGAGACCCCGGGAAGUCAGCAGUACCGGAACGCCACCAGGCAGGGUUGCUGCCGUCAACGUGCCGGACCCAGCAAUUAAUAUAUUCACCCAGCAUUCAGAGGCCCUCCACCGGCCCUUCGGCCUGGACUCUGCAGCAUUGACGGAGGCGGUACGCUGGAGCUCCAAGGAGAACCUGCUGGGUGCUGCCGAGAGCGAUCCCAACCUCUUUGUUGCACUUUAUGACUUUGUUGCCAGUGGCGACAACACGCUGAGCAUCACGAAAGGUGAGAAGCUAAGGGUGCUCGGUUACAACCAGAAUGGGGAGUGGAGCGAGGUGCGCUCGAAGAACGGCCAGGGCUGGGUGCCAAGCAACUACAUUACGCCCGUCAACAGCCUGGAGAAGCACAGCUGGUACCACGGGCCUGUGUCGCGCAGUGCAGCAGAGUACCUGCUCAGCAGCCUCAUCAACGGCAGCUUCCUGGUCCGGGAGAGCGAGAGCAGCCCAGGACAGCUGUCCAUCUCCCUGCGCUACGAGGGACGCGUCUACCAUUACCGCAUCAACACUGCUUCAGAGGGCAAGGUGUACGUCACGGCAGAGAGCCGCUUCAGCACCCUGGCCGAGUUGGUCCACCACCACUCCACCGUGGCCGACGGCCUGGUCACCACACUCCACUACCCGGCACCCAAGUGCAACAAGCCCACCGUCUAUGGUGUGUCACCCAUCCACGACAAGUGGGAGAUGGAGCGCACCGACAUCACCAUGAAGCACAAGCUGGGUGGGGGGCAGUACGGAGAGGUGUACGUGGGAGUCUGGAAGAAAUACAACCUCACCGUCGCAGUUAAAACACUGAAGGAGGACACUAUGGAGGUGGAGGAGUUCCUGAAAGAGGCAGCAGUCAUGAAGGAGGUGAAACAUCCCAACCUGGUGCAGCUGCUAGGUGUGUGUACGUUGGAGCCUCCCUUCUACAUCGUGACAGAGUACAUGCCCCACGGCAACCUGCUGGACUACCUGAGGGAGUGUGACCGGGAGGAGGUGAACGCUGUGGUACUGCUCUACAUGGCCACGCAGAUCUCCUCCGCCAUGGAGUACCUGGAGAAGAAGAACUUCAUCCACCGGGACCUGGCGGCCAGGAACUGUCUGGUGGGGGAGAACAGCGUGGUGAAGGUGGCUGACUUUGGGCUGAGCAGGCUGAUGACUGGGGACACGUACACAGCCCAUGCCGGAGCCAAGUUUCCCAUCAAGUGGACCGCCCCGGAAAGCCUGGCCUACAACACCUUCUCUAUCAAGUCUGAUGUGUGGGCUUUCGGUGUGCUGCUGUGGGAGAUAGCGACGUACGGUAUGUCUCCGUACCCAGGUAUUGACCUGUCUCAGGUAUACGACCUGCUGGAGAAGGGCUACCGCAUGGAGCAGCCAGAGGGCUGUCCACCUAAGGUCCACGAGCUGAUGAGGGCCUGCUGGCAAUGGAGCCCGUUGGACCGACCCUCAUUUGCCGAGACCCACCAGGCCUUUGAGACAAUGUUCCACGAUUCUAGCAUCUCCGAAGAGGUAGCAGAGGAGCUGUGUAAAACUGCCGCUUCUGGCCACGGCCCGUCACCGCACCCCUUCAGCCACGACAUGCCGCUGCUGCCCUCCAAGUCGCGCACACUCAAGAUGCACGCGGAGAACAAGGAGAACAUCGAGGGGGGUCUGGAUGGCAGACAGGAGCCCAGCACACAUGGCCCCUCAGGUCUGGCAGCCACUCUGCUGGCAGGGGAUGGCCGGUCAGGCAGCUCUCCUGCUCUGCCUCGGAAACAGAGGGACAAAUCCCCCAGCAGCCUCUUGGAGGACUCCCAGGAGACCACGUUCACACGGGACCGCAAGGCUGGCUUCUUCAGCUCCUUCAUGAAGAAGAAGUCUCCCUCAUCCCAGCUGCAGCAGAGCCUGCCCAUGCCGCCCAAGAGGAGCAGCUCGUUCAGAGAGAUGGAGACCCAGCCUCACAAGAAGUAUGAGCCCACGGCUGGCUUCAGUGUCCCUCCCCUUCCCCAGGCUGACGGCCUGGGCUUCUCACCGUCCCAUGGAGAGGGGAACCACGUCCAGUCACGCUGCUGUGGGGCCACUUUUGGACAAAAGUCCUCUGCCAACCACAUAUCUGGGGCCCCGCCCUCGCAGGUGGGCAGUAGCAGCAGCUGGGCAGGCCUGGCAGGUUUCUUCACCCCCCGCCUCAUCAAAAAGACCUUAGGGCUACGGACUGGCAAGUCCACUGGGACCGAAGAGGGGGGUGGGGGGACCAAGCCAUUCCCCAGGUCCAACUCUACCUCCUCCAUGACUGCAGGGCUGCCUGACCUGGAGAGGAUGGCUCUGACUUUACCCAGAAACCGCAAUAAACCUCCUCUAGAGCGCACUGCCUCCACCACCUCGCAGCCUGAGAACGGGGCAGCACACACCUCUGAGACCCUGCUCCGUAAGAUGGAUGAGGGCACAGCUCAGAUCAGGGACCGGCCUAAAGCCAAGCUGCUUCCCCGAGGGGUGGGGGGGAGCUCUGGGGGGGUGAGGGCACCUGGGGUUGGGAGUGAGGCCGAUUUGGAUUGUCACUCGGGGGCUCUACGGUGUAGGGAGGGUCAGGAGGCAGGAGGACAGGACCGACAGGGAUGGACGUCCCCCUCCAAAACAGUGGGAUCAGGCCCGUCGGCGGCACCACACAACCACAAGGUUCCAGUGCUGAUCUCGCCCACACUCAAGCAUAGCCCGGCCGAUGUGCACCUGGUAGGGAUGGACUCUCAGGGGAACCGCUUCAAACUGCUAUCGGAGCACCAGGCAGACCGGGACCGACCACGACUGGUCAAGCCCAAAUGUGCUCCCCCUCCCCCUCCAACCCUGCGCCUCAUUGGGCACUCCUACAGCGGGGAUGGAGAGGAGCAGGUCGUAGGGGCUGUGGAGGUCAACGGUGAUGGGGUGAAAAGACCGGGACGAGCAAGGGAAGUGGGAACAGGGAGACCAUCAGUGCCACCACCACAAGUGCCUCCACCACCUUUAGCCUCCUCCUUUUCCUCUGCCAACAACACUAACACUACCCCCACUAAGAUGGCCAACGGUGCCACCAUCACUGCUUCUUCCACAGCCCCCUCUGGUGGCUCUAAGCCUCUGCGUCGGACUCGACAGCAGGCUGAGCGGGUUCAACCAGAGAAGAUCAGUAAGGAGGCUCUGCUGGAGUGUGCCGAGUGCCUGAGAGGUGCCCUCCACAGCAGCCCCGAGCCCUCCUCCAGCAGCCAGGUCCUAGAUGCUGGCCACCAGCUGCUAGACUACUGCUUUGGCUACGUGGACUGCAUCCCACAGAUGCGGAACAAGUUUGCCUUCCGGGAGGCCGUGGGCAAAUUAGAGCUGAGUCUGCAGGAGCUGCGGGCAUCGUCCUCCUCUGGAAUCGGAGGGGCAUUCAGUGGCCCAGGACCUAGCCCUGCUCUGGACAACUUGCACAUCUGCAUCAAGGAAAUCAGUGAUGUGGUUCAGAGGUAGCCAUCGGACCCUGUCAAAACAUUUUUCGUUGUAUUCCCUUUUUUAUGUUUCUGGUUGUAUUAACAUUUUGGGGACCGAGAACAAUCUCAAAAGUACCUCAGAAAAUCACUACAAAUUGGAUAUCUUAUUGUUUACAGUGGAAUCUUUCUCAAAAAUGCCAGUGGAGAACACUGAUCUAACCUUUGUACAUAAACAUUGUUGAUACCAAACUAGAUGUGGUUCAAUUUACACCAAGUAACUGUUUUGCCCCAAGUUCAAACUUUUCCACCAGGUUUUAAGGCCUUUCUUUUAACCGAAUGUGGAGUAAAUCAGCCAUGUAUUCAGUCCCAGAGUGUUGGUAAAGAACAAAGUCAGUUUGCAUAUGUGUCAUAGUCAUCAUAGCCAUAAUUAUUCUCCACUUUGUUUCUUGGCUGAGUUACUAUCUUUGGUUUAUUCUCCUGGCAACUAUGAAGAGUUCCUGUGACAGGAAGUCACUGUUCAAAACUAUUGUCACCUGGAAAAUAGAUGAGUGUUCCACUUAAUCAGGUCUACUUUCUGCCAUUUGAUUUGGUUUGAUUAUUUCUGGAAUAUUUUCACUUAAAAUCGGAAUGGAAAAUGUGAGUAUUUUAAUAUUUAUGUCCAAAUUCCCUUGCACAUUUAUCUAAAAUGUUCGGAGUUUAUGAGAAGAGUGAGGCGAGCGCAAGGUAGCACAUGGGCAGGUGGUUUGGGGCAGUGUUUCUAAGUGUCCUUGGACAGUGUUGAAUUCCCUGUGGCCCUUUCCCUCACUGCCUAUAGAUUCUUAAAUUAUUGAAAAUCUGCAAAUACAGCCACUCCCUGACAAAAUACUAAUCUCAACGCAAACUGCGGUAUGUCUCUAGCAAAUGAGUGAUUUAUUUGUACAUUAUUUGGUUUUAACUUUAGAAUGUCUUUAUGUAUGAACUUGAAUUUAAAUUAAUUAUAGUUUUUUAUUAAAAGCACAGACAUAUUUUUAAAACGUUAUGUAAAUAUUUGCUUAAUUUCAUAUCCAGGAAAAGGUUUAAGGUCACGUUUGCUUGGAUAAGUAUUUGACUAUGAAAAUAAACAUUAGUAGAAAGUUUAUUGCAGGACUGAGGCCCCCAACCCCAUCUGAACAUCUGCAAAAUGAAUGUAUUUUUUUUUCUCGAUCAUGUAAAUGUUGGACCGUACACCUGUAAGAGUUUUGUUAUCAUCUUCCUUUGAGAAGAUGAGGUGUUUAAUCUGUUGAAGUUCUCUGGUCAUUUCAAUACCAACAUCAGUGUUCUGUUUAUGAUGAGCACUUUGGGGCCACAUAAAUGAGUGAAGAUGACUAAUAUCCCUUUUAGACGCUUUUUGAUCAUCUCUACGCAAACAUUUCCAUUUCAUAUUGUUGGAAGUCAUUUCAUCCUGUUUGUUGUAUUGUGCACAAAUAGCAAGUGUCACCCGUGCCUGCAAUCCUUUCUCUAUAAUAAUUUGGCUAAUGUAUCAAGCAAUCAAAACAAAAAAAGCUUGCUUAUAACGGUGUGUCCCUCGACUGAAAAUUCUCCUAAUGCCCACUUGAGAUGUUGGAACCGUUGGUGUACACUGGAUAAAGCCUAUGAAGUAGUAGACAUUGAUUGGUAUAUUGCAUUUCGUCUUAGUAUAAACUCUAGUAGUGCCAUUUGACAUCCAAUAUUUUUUCACAGUUCAUUCCAUGUCUGUUCUGUGGUACACAACCCAUCUAAUCCAGCAGAUGAGCUUCAGUGUCUCUGGUCAUUCAAACGUCGUCUUGACUAAUAGGAUGUCAUGAAACCAAUUGUUUCUUUACACUGUGAGGUUCCAAAUUAUAUAAAGGUAUUUCUUUUUAUUUUCUUGCUACUGGAUACAGCAAUGUUUUUCCAAUGAUUCAUGGUGCCUUUUGUGAAAUAUAUUGUAUGUAUAGUGCACUACUAAGUCAAGAAACGGAUAUACAGCGACGUGUAAUUGUAAAUAUCUUGUGCUUUGGUUUUCAGAUGACACAUUUUGCCAUGAGAUUGUGGCCAAGUAUAAAUAUCACUACAACAUACAUUUAUAUUACUGGGAGUAAAUUAAGAGUCUAACUUGAAAAUAAAAUGUGCAAUUUGUCUCCUAUAUUAUAAUAGAUGGACUGAUGGUCAAAUACAGCUUGUUCUUGGUCUGAUAGUGGUCCAUACUUGUGAUCCCAUAUAAUUCUGUCUCUGACAGUUGCAAAAUAAGUGUUUUAUUUCCAACAAACUACACAAACAUGAGUCUGGUGCACUUCCCCAAAGCUGCUCUGUAGUAUUAAGGAUCUGAACUAUUAAACUCUCUGCAUCCUCCA